GAGCUGGCCAUAGCAGCAGAAGCAGCAGCAGUGGCCUAGCGGCAGCAGCAGUAGCGCGACUCGGCAGGGCGGCGCGGCUCGGCAGGGCAGCGCGGCUUGGCAGGGCAGCGCGGGCGCAGCAGCGUGCGGGUGCGGCGGUGCGCUUACCAGAGGCGGGAGUGGAGGGCCGGGGCACGUCGGCAGGGCAAGGGCCGCCACAAGGAGGGGCCGCGGCGAGGCGGCAGGGCAGGGCCGGGACAGCAGGGCCGGCAGGGCAGCUGCUGGCUCGGCAGCGGCAGCAGGGCCGCUACGGCGGCAGCAGGGGCGACGGCAGCUGCUGCAGGGCAGGUGGCCGCGACAGUUGCUGCAGGGGCGGCGAUGACGGGGCGGCAGGGGCCGCUACGACGAGCAAGCGGGCGGCGACGACGGGGCGGCAGGGGCCGCUACGAUGA
Messenger RNA from Closterium sp. Naga37s-1, 431 nucleotides. The record is from the annotation of a GenBank genome assembly. NCBI's taxonomy places the organism in Eukaryota, Viridiplantae, Streptophyta, Zygnematophyceae, Desmidiales, Closteriaceae.